Messenger RNA from Clarias gariepinus (North African catfish), 1393 nucleotides. Its product is annotated as translation initiation factor IF-3, mitochondrial-like. The record is from RefSeq and is a predicted model, not a curated record. Gene Ontology annotation, biological process: ribosome disassembly; mitochondrial translational initiation. Gene Ontology annotation, cellular component: mitochondrion. Gene Ontology annotation, molecular function: translation initiation factor activity; ribosome binding. NCBI's taxonomy places the organism in Eukaryota, Metazoa, Chordata, Actinopteri, Siluriformes, Clariidae. The coding region runs from base 102 to 983 and encodes 293 amino acids. The transcript has 4 exons.
CCGUAUUUAAAGUUGAUUAAUAACUAACACACACACACACUUCUCUCUUCAUGCAGAGUUACUGAGUGUGAGCACAGCCCAGCUUGUGUGUCUCCCACAGGAUGUCUUUAGGUUGUCUGAGGCUGUCUCUGAGCCGUGCAGCGAGAGCCUGGUGUCCCUCGACAAGCCCAGUCACGCUCCUCCUCCUGUACAAAACCCGCUCUAACAGAACCACAUGGGGUUACUUGGGCAUAAAGCUUCAGCAGUGGACGCGGUUCUCAAGCGUAGCGGGUGACGGCGGAGACGCCUGUGAGGACGGAACUCAGGAGGAGGAGAAGAAGAAGAAGAAGAAGAAGCGGGACCCAAAAGCUCGAACCACCAUCAGCAGCGUGGGCAGGAAGAUCCACCAACGCCACCUGCUCCUGCUGGACGAGGACGGCGAGAACCUGGGGACCGUGCACCGGGCCGACGUUCUCAGGCUCAUGGACGAAAAAGGGCUGAAGCUGGUGCCUGUGAACGAGAACGCAGAGCCACCGGUGUACCGGCUUAUGAGCGGGAAACAGAUACACGAGGAGCAGAUGAGACUCAGGGAGAAACAGAAAGCCAAGGCGACAGGCGUCGUCCAGGUGAAGGACCUGACUCUGUCGUCCGAUAUCGCUCUACACGACCUGGACACCAAACUAAAACAAGUGUCCAUCUGGCUGGAGAAAAAGCAUCACGUGAGACUGACGCUGAGGCCGAGACGCGAACAGAGCGAUCAGGCGCUGAACUCGAUUCUGGACGAGAUGAUCGGGAGAAUAACGGCUCCGUUCGGCUUUGUAAACAAACCCAAACUCAUCCGCGACGGUCAGGCGGCCAGCUGCGUCCUGCGUCCUCCGUCCGCUAAAGAGCUGCAGGCGCAGGGGACGCGGCCCGUGACACGGGCACCCUCUGAACCCAACCCAGAGAGACAGGAGGCACGUGGAUCUCCGUCAGAGCGCGACAGAGACUCUCAGCAGCAGUGAUGUAAUGUGACGAAAGUACAACAGAUUGUUCACACACGGUUCAUAUAAAUGUGAUUAAUCUCAGGAUGGAGGCUGAAGGAAUGAAAAUCUUAAGUAUCACCUUAUUUGUUUUGGGGUCCACAUUUUUACGGUAACCUAAAAAAAAUAAAUAAGAGCAUUGCCAUGGCAAACUGCUCUUUACCGUACUCUGGUGUAGAUCAAGCAACAAGUAAAUAAAUAAUGGAAUGAGACUGUAAUUUCCUAUAAAAAUACCCCAUGGUUUUAUUUUACUGGCUCUGAUUGAACAGUGGGGUUGAGAUCUGACUGUUGGUUAUCAGACUUCUAUCAGAUACACAGAUUUGGUUUGGAUUCUCAAUGGCCGGUCACUACAAUAUCAAGAGUCUGUUUAAAUUCUGAUUGGACAGUGACUA